GCAACUUUAUUAUCUUGAUCUUUCAUAUAAUUGUAUCUCAUUGACCAAUGAGAACAAACAUAAUGUUACUUUGCCAGGAUCUCUUAUGAGCUUACGAUUGGCUGCAUGUGAAGUGAAAGAAUUGGAGUUUCUAAGAUCCGCAAAGCUUCUUUGGCAUUUGGAUCUUUCAAAUAAUAAGAUUGAAGGAAGAAUCCCAGAUUGGGCAUGGUCUAACUGGAUUAUUUCAUUGAAGAGUCUUAAUAUAUCCCACAACAUGCUGGCAAGUGUUGAUUCAAUUCCUCUUCAAUCUGCAAAUGCCAUUGAUUUGCGGUCCAAUUUUCUUCAAGGUUCACUACCUAUUCCACCAAUUUCCACAAGAUUCUUCUUCAUAUCCCUAAUCUCAGUGGGGAGAUCCCUUCGUCUAUUUGCAAUUUGACGUCACUGGUAAUGAUAGAUUUGGCAGGAAACAACUUGAAGGGAGCAAUUCCGCAAUGUUUGAGUAAUAUCAGUGGCCUCGAAGUUCUGGAUAUGCACCACAACAGUCUUUCAGGGACUCUUCCAACGACUUUUAGAAUUGGAAGUGCACUCAAAAGCUUCAACUUUCAUGGCAAUAAGCUGGAGGGGAAAAUCCCACAAUCCUUGAUCAACUGCAAACUACUCGAAGUUCUUGAUUUAGGAGACAAUCAUCUCAACGACACAUUCCCUGUGUGGUUGGGAACUCUGCCAAAGCUGAAAGUUCUAAGCUUGAGAUCCAAUAAAUUGCAUGGACCCAUUAGAACUCUAACAACUGAAAACAUGUUUCCUCAGCUUCAAAUAUUAGAUCUCUCCUCCAAUGCUUUCACAAAAAACAUACCACCGGGUUUGUUUCAACAUUUGAAAGCCAUGAGGACAAUUCAUCAAAUGAUGAACACACCAAGUGAUGAAGGAAGUCGAUAUUACCAAGACUCGAUAGCUGUCGUAUCCAAGGGAUAUGAGCGUGAAAUUGUGAGAAUCUUGUUUUUGUACAUCACUAUCGAUCUUUCAAACAACAAAUUCGAAGGACAUCUUCCAAGUACUAUGGGAGAUCUUAUUGCACUCCGUGUGCUGAAUAUAUCUCAUAAUGGAUUGGAAGGUCAUAUGCCCCCAUCACUUGGAAGAUUAUGUUCAGUUGAAUCAUUGGACCUGUCAAGUAACCAUCUUGUAGGAGAGAUACCAGCACAAUUUGCUUCUCUUACAUCUCUUGACGUCUUAAAUCUCUCCUACAAUCAUCUCGAAGGAUGCAUUCCUCAAGGAAAUCAAUUUCAUACCUUUGAGAACAAUUCAUAUGAAGGCAAUGAUGGAUUACGUGGAUUUCCCUUUACAAAAAGUUGUGGCAAUGAUCGUGUAUCAGGGACAAAUUAUGCCAUAUCUGGACAGCUAGACGAUGAAGAGAGCAAUUCUGAAUUUCAGAGUGAUUUUUGGAAAGCUGCUCUUAUGGGAUAUGGAAGUGGACUAUGUAUUGGAUUAUCCAUUAUAUAUUUCAUGAUUUCAACUGGAAACCUGAAAUGGCCUGCAAGAAUCAUUGAAGAGCUGGAGCACAAAAUUAUGAUGGGAAGGAGAAGGAAGCAGCGAAAGCAAAGGCACUUCUGCAUUUCCAUUUGUUUUUCUUCUUUUUCUGGUGUAACAUUGUGA
Molecule: messenger RNA, 1629 nt
Organism: Solanum stenotomum
Lineage: Eukaryota; Viridiplantae; Streptophyta; Magnoliopsida; Solanales; Solanaceae
Product: receptor-like protein Cf-9 homolog
Exons: 1
Coding region: 427-1629 (400 amino acids)
Molecular function (GO): protein binding
Source: RefSeq, a predicted model, not a curated record